This is a messenger RNA of Suillus plorans, 375 nucleotides long. RefSeq lists its product as uncharacterized. The record is from RefSeq and is a predicted model, not a curated record. The transcript has 2 exons. NCBI's taxonomy places the organism in Eukaryota, Fungi, Basidiomycota, Agaricomycetes, Boletales, Suillaceae. The annotation marks the transcript as partial.
AAGGACAAUCGGUCUCGUUUUUGGUGGGUGUACAAAAGAGUCGCUGAGGAGCAUGACGGCGAGUUUCUCGAGCGAUACACUGGCGACAUGGACAUCGUCUUGGUCUUCUCCGGUCUUUUCUCAGCUGUCAGCACGUCCUUUAUAGUGGCGAUGGAGCCCAAUCUCAGUCCCAACCCCAGCGACACCACGAAUGCCCUUCUGAAGCAACUCGUGCAGAUCGGACUUGGCAACCUCACUGCAGCAGGCUCCACACCCGCAGACCCAGCAUCUACAUGGUCGCCGACUGCGCCAGCUCUGAGGAUCCAAAUGGCCGCAUAUGCAAGCUUGUCCAUGAGCUUGCUAGCAGCAUUCAGGGCCAUGCUAGGCAAGCAGUGG